AUGACGGGGCCCGGUUACAUCACCAAGAACGGCGGUGCCCAACGACUUGGACAGGGUGUAACCAAGAAUCGGAAGGCAACCCACACUGGCGGAGGACGUGCAUGGAGUGAGGCCGAGGAGCAUUACCUCGUCGAGACUCGCCUCCAGAAGGUGCCUUACAAGCAAAUCGCUGUGCACCUUAAUAAGACGGAGCUCGCAUGUCGCCUGCACUACCAUCAAAUCACCACCGGUCGACGAAAGGAGUCCAUAUCGGAGUCCUCUCCUGAGAUGGCCACCCCGGGCCUCCUUUCGACUGCUCCUCCGGUUCUCCCCCCGGCUUCCCAGCUGCCGAGUGAACACGUCUCGAUGCACAGGAGAGCCGAGAGCUACAGCUCUUCAUCAUCUGGCAGCUCAGUCCAGCUCCCCAGCAUCGUCGACAACUGGGCGUUCCCCACACUACCUAUCAUCUUGCCCAAGCCUGCGGCCAUGCCUGAUCCGACUUCACAGUCUGUACCCCGAUACCGCGAGGACCUGGUCUAUCUGGAGCUUCAUCCUCAGGCCCCUCAACAUCAUCAUGAAAUGCAUGGAGGUUUCUCUCUGCCGUCCACCGCGACGCAGCCACCUGCACGGGUUGACGUUUCUCGUCUCCAUGCCAUAUAUAACACUCACCGUGCUACUUUUUGGGAUGCAGUGGCCAGAGAUUACGGCCUGAACGCGUCGCCCGACAUGUUGGAGACGGCGUGGAAGCUCAACCAACGAUCACAGUCUGCUAUGCCUCCCACACCCGCAACCAGUCCCAAAGCCGAGUUGAGGCGGGACAGCAACUCAGAUAGGACGAGCAUCGCGUCUAUUCUGGGGACGAAUGCUCCCGUUACUCCUCCUGGUCAGUGGUGA
Trichoderma virens Gv29-8 is the source of this 873-nucleotide messenger RNA. RefSeq lists its product as uncharacterized. The transcript has 2 exons. NCBI's taxonomy places the organism in Eukaryota, Fungi, Ascomycota, Sordariomycetes, Hypocreales, Hypocreaceae. The record is from RefSeq and is a predicted model, not a curated record. The coding region runs from base 1 to 873 and encodes 290 amino acids.